Messenger RNA from Metopolophium dirhodum (rose-grain aphid), 1239 nucleotides. RefSeq lists its product as uncharacterized. The record is from RefSeq and is a predicted model, not a curated record. Gene Ontology annotation, biological process: sensory perception of smell; detection of chemical stimulus involved in sensory perception of smell. Lineage: Eukaryota; Metazoa; Arthropoda; Insecta; Hemiptera; Aphididae. Gene Ontology annotation, cellular component: plasma membrane. Gene Ontology annotation, molecular function: odorant binding; olfactory receptor activity. Bases 1 to 1239 code for a protein of 412 amino acids. The transcript has 6 exons.
AUGGUAUUGAAAAACGAGCCCAGAUUAAUGUCGAACAUACCAUUAUUAAAAAUGAUUGGGUUCUACCAAAUAUUGAAUUCACGCAAUCCAAUAGUGUUUGGUUGCAAUAUUUUUAAAUGUAUUGCGAUAAUCGAAGCAUGCAUUCUCAUUGCAGCAGUAUUUGCGUUCAUUUUAAACGCAUUCUACUUUCUGAGCGACAUAAACGAGGGUACGAAAUACUUCACGAUGGGUGUGAUGGCUGUGAUUGCAAGUUGUAAACUUUGUUACAUAAUUGGCUACUCAGAUACCAUAUGGAAUUGCUUACAUAUAACGUCCGUGGAAUAUUUAUCCUAUAAGUAUCACAGCAGAUGUAUGAUUGAUGUUGGUCGACAGAAAUUAAAAUCGUUUUUGAUCAUUUCCAUAGUUGUGUGGACUACAGCCUCUGCAGGAUGGACAUUGACACCGUUCAUUAUACAAAGCUCUUAUUUAAGAGUAGAGGUGAACAAUGAGAUUUACCAUUACCGCACAAACAUAUUGAAUAUAGUUUAUCCGGCGACCGAUACAUUUUACAAUGAUCAUUUUAUAAUGUUCUUCGUUAUUGAAUUUAUAAUACCGGUUGUUUUUACUCAUUCUACAUUAAUGUUCGAUAUACUUCUAAUUUCAACGUGUAGUACAAUUGCAUGCCAUUUAAAGACUAUUGCAAAUUCAUUCAGUACACUUGGAAACGCAGAGAAUCACUUGAUGAUCAGACACGACGAAACGAAAACAUUAAAAAAAUUCAAGUUUAUAAUUCAGGACCAACAAAAAGUUAUAGAAAACAUGAAAAAUAUCUACAAAGUAAUUCGACCAGUUAUACUUCUUCAAAUAGCUGCUACAUCAUCAAUUAUAAUAUUACUAUCCAGCAUGACAAUAAUGAAUUAUUUUAAUGGUCUAUCAUUGGUAUCUCCAUUGAACUUCAAAUUUAUAUCGACAAUAUUAACAUAUGCAAUGCAUAUGUAUUUCAUAUGCUACUUACUUAACGAUAUCAAUGAACAAAUAGAUUCAUUGAAUUUUGCAUUGUAUAGUGGUGAUUGGACAAGCAAGAGUUUAAAAUAUAAAAAAAUGAUACUGUUGGCUAUGCGUAUGAAUAGUGCCAAUAGGCUGAAAAUGCAAGUAACUAUGACAAGAAUAGUGAAUUUGGAAAUGUUUGCAGGCGUUAUGCGGACAACGUAUUCAAUUACAUCGGUGUUUUCAGAUCAGUGUGCAAAAAAUAAAAUAUAA